UUGUUUUAAUCACUUUCCCCCAAAAUCACACACACAUACAAAAUUACAAAUUUACAAACCCUAACCCUAAAAUAGCAGCCGCCGCAGCAGCAGGAGGAGGAGGAGAGAGAUGGCGGAGCAUCUGGCAUCAAUAUUUGGGACGGAAAAAGACAGAGUAAACUGUCCGUUUUAUUUCAAGAUCGGAGCUUGCAGACAUGGCGAUCGCUGUUCACGCCUUCACACCAAACCUUCCAUUUCCCCAACUCUUUUAUUAUCCAACAUGUAUCAACGCCCUGAUUCCAUCACUCCAGGCGUUGACCCUCAAGGUCAACCCCUUGAUCCCACCAAAAUCCAAAAUCACUUUGAGGACUUUUAUGAAGAUCUGUUUGAAGAGCUUGGAAAAUAUGGAGAGAUCGAAAGUCUCAACAUUUGUGAUAAUUUGGCUGACCAUAUGGUGGGAAAUGUGUACGCACAGUUUAGGGAAGAAGAGCAUGCUGCAGCUGCUCUCCAGAAUCUGAGCGGAAGGUUCUAUGCAGGUCGUCCUAUUAUUGUGGACUUCUCUCCAGUGACAGAUUUUCGUGAGGCUACAUGUAGGCAGUAUGAAGAAAACGUUUGUAAUCGAGGUGGUUACUGCAACUUCAUGCAUCUAAAGAAGAUCAACAAAGAUCUGAGGAGGCAGCUGUUCGGGAGACGUAGGAGAAGCAGGAGCAGAAGCCGUAGUCCUCCAAGGCACCGGAAUCAUGAUGAUCGUCCAUAUCCUGGUGGGCGUGGUGGUUCAGGGAGAAGAGGAGGCAGUGGUUACCCUGAUCACCGUCAGAGCGACAGAAGCAGGCGGCCCAGAAGUAGGAGUCCUCCACGGAGAUCAGGACGUAGUAGAAGCCCAGGAGGAAAGCGAAACCGUAGUCCAGUCAGAGAAGGAAGUGCUGAGAGAAGGGCAAAGAUUGAACAGUGGAAUAGAGAAAAAGAACAAGCAAAAUCAGCUCCUGAAACCGCCACUGGUAAUGACUAUAAUGGUAAUGAUAACAAUAAUGAUGUCACUGCUUUGCAUGAUGGAGACCGAGCCCAUCACCAUGAUCAGCAGAAGCCACAACAAGAUGAAGCGGGAUACGAUUACUGAACAAAAUAGAUUCAUUGGAGUACAGGGUACAGGUUGACUGGUCAAAUCUGUUUUCUACUUUUCUUCUCGUUACCUUUUUAAGGAAAUUGAGUAAAGAUUACAGGGACGACUGAGAAAGGAUCACUAGCUGCCUAAUUGACUGAAUGCAUAGCACCUCAUCUUUCCAUCUUUCUAGCUAUUCAUUCCUGUGUAUAUCUUGUUGGCAUAUAUACAUAUAUUUUAGGAUUUCCCUUCCACAACCAUUAAUCUCAGAUUUUUCUCCAGCAACCUUUUUUUAUCUUAUGGAAAAAUGAAGAUGAUUUUUCACGUGCUAAGGCACCAGCAGUUGCAACAAAUAAAUUUUAGGGGUUCCAGGAAAAUUUUCAAUUUUGUCUUUCAAAAUUAGAUAGCUAGAUUUUUUACUUUUGCAGGCCUGUUCAGCUUCUAUUCUUUUUAUUUUAGGAGACAACCGGAGGAUUUACUUGUAAUUGCCUAAUUGGCUUUCAAGUUUGGUAAACCAUUCUAGUAGUAUAGAGCUGGCAGAAAGGGUGGGUGGGUUGUGGGCAGGUUUUGUAAUGGGUCUAAGUGGUUUCCCUUUCAUAAUGGGCGACCUAAAACAUUUGCUGUUUAAGAACUUUACAUCUUUCGAUGAAGGUUGAGUUAAUCAGAAACUCAUUUUUGGUGGAAAAUUUUUACUUUUUAAGUAGUUCGUGUUAAAUAUGGCGAUACGAAAUUAUGCGUUGGGUCAACUUGGGUGACCAUACCAUUCAUAAGUAAGUUGGUCAAAAUUGCCACCUCAAACCUCUAAGGAGUAGGUUAUGAUUCUUGAAGUCAUACAUGCUAGGCCUCGAUUUACUUAGAAUGUGAUCUUACGUAAUUUUCUAGUUUUGCAGGUUCAGGUAUCCUGGAUGGUCCUUUUUAUUGUCGUUUACCAUUAUACUUGUGUAUACAGGUUGUCUUCUUCAUGCUCAUCGAAGUAAAGAAAUCCCGAGGGACCAGAAGUUCAUUUUAGUUUGCUUUCUAAAGAAUUGCUGUUGAAGCAAGAAGUGUGAUCAUAGGAUCAUUUAAAAAUCUAAUCAUUGUAUUGGGAAGAUUUUGUUUUGUUGGUUUUAGAUUAUCUAUGUACUUCUCUUGUAUGUUCACUUCAUUUAGUUUGCCUUCUAAAGAAUUGCUGUUGAAUCAAGAAGUGUGAUCAUAGGAUUAUGUAAAAUCUAAUCAUUGUAUUGGGAAUAUUUUGUUUUGCUGGUUUCAGAUCAUCUAUGUACUGCUCUUAUAUGCUCACUAUUUAAAUGGAUGAUUACAUGUUUUUUUUUGCA
Molecule: messenger RNA, 2391 nt
Organism: Erigeron canadensis
Lineage: Eukaryota; Viridiplantae; Streptophyta; Magnoliopsida; Asterales; Asteraceae
Product: splicing factor U2af small subunit B-like
Exons: 6
Coding region: 110-1096 (328 amino acids)
Biological process (GO): mRNA splicing, via spliceosome
Cellular component (GO): U2AF complex; spliceosomal complex
Molecular function (GO): pre-mRNA 3'-splice site binding; metal ion binding
Source: RefSeq, a predicted model, not a curated record